Molecule: messenger RNA, 1616 nt
Organism: Salvia hispanica
Lineage: Eukaryota; Viridiplantae; Streptophyta; Magnoliopsida; Lamiales; Lamiaceae
Product: U-box domain-containing protein 9-like
Biological process (GO): protein ubiquitination
Molecular function (GO): ubiquitin-protein transferase activity
Source: RefSeq, a predicted model, not a curated record
UUUUGGUUGGUAAACACAAAACACUUCAUUUACUACGAUUUACGAAACUAAAAAAUACACAUCGACAGAGAGAGGGAGAGAGAGUAGAUUAGGUUUCAAUCAAUUGCUGCUAUGGCGAAUGACGAAACUACGGCGGCGGACGACUUGAUGUCAAUGCUGGUGGAGCUAUUGCAGCGGCUUGAGGCUGAGGCGGAGGGCUCCGUCAAUAUGGAGGAUAUGGAAACUGCUCGUCAACUGAUGCAUUCGUUUAUGGAAUUAAAACUGAAGAAGGCUGCUAAUAAUUCGGAUCAAGAUAUGGUGGUGCCGGUGGAAUUUAUAUGCCCCGCUACUAAGAAACUCAUGGUGGACCCGGUCACUAAUUCUUCUUCUGGGACAUAUGAUCGUGCCAGCCUCAAGGAGCAGGUCAAUUUCAUACCAAACCGCCUACUUCGCAACAUGAUAGAGAACUGGUGCAAGGAGCAUUCAAUCCAUCUACCAGAAAGUAGUAAUUACAAUGAAGAAGAAGAAGAAGAAGAUGAUGAUUUGCUACAUAUGCUGGAGAAGAUCUCAUCCACAUCUGAUCAGAAAGAUUAUGCGAAGAAGCUGCGCCAAUCGAUAGAAGUAAAGCCUUCAAUCCGGGCAAAGUUUGCAGAAUCGGAUGAUGCCGUAGAAAAACUUGUGAAUGUUCUCUCUCAAAUCGAUCCCCAGCAUUAUGGCUUGAAAGAGGACAUCAUUGCGAUGAUCACGAGCCUCUGCUUCCACGACGACGGCAUCAAGAGCCGUGUUGUGGCAACAACAUCGCCUUCUGCCAUUCAGCUUCUUAUUAGUGCUUUGUCGGGUCCGCGUAUGCCUUAUGCGAGUGUGCGGGUUAGGGCCGGAGCUGCUGCAGCCCUUUCGUCUAUAUGCACCAAUGAUCUUUUCAAGGAACAGAUCGGGCAAUUGGAGCCCUUUGAACCACUCGUGAGGUUAGUGAAUGAAGGUGUAGAUUUCGCAGUGGAAGAGGCUGUCAUUGCAAUUCACAAGCUAUGUAGCGUCGAAAGCAAUAAGGUGAAGGCUAUUACGGAUGGAGUAGUCGAAAUGUGUGUUACUAGUUUUCUCGGAGCUGAAAUGUUCAAGCAUAAAACGAUCGGUAAUGAACCGAUUGACCUUCUCUUAUUGCUUUCUACCAAUGAGCUUGCAGUUGAUAGGAUGGUGGUGGAUGCGGUCCUGUACUUGCUUCCUCUGCUAUACAAUCAUCAGAACCCGCUGAUCAAAAAGAACAUUGAGCUUAUCUUGAACAGAAUCUGCCUCCGUUAUCCGGACAGCCAUAAUUUGAAGGAAAACUUGGCAACUUGGCAACAGGAAAUUGAGGAGAAGGUGAAGAAUGAUAUGCAAAAUAGUACAGGUGGGCAACUGCAAGGGCAUGACGAGUGGGUUAAUGAGACGACCGAAGAUGUCAUCGAAAGAUUGAGUCGAGCCUCAGCAGCAAGACGCCAUGAUUAGGUGGAAGCAAGGAGCAGCAACGAAUCACUUUGUGCAGAGGCACAGGAUUGUUAUCACUUUGUGUAGGAUUUUUAUCUUGAACAGCGAAUCACUUUGUUUUCAUUGAGCACCUUAUCUUUAUUAGACAUAUCUUAAGACUAAUUUAUUUCACUGUA